Messenger RNA from Saimiri boliviensis boliviensis (Bolivian squirrel monkey), 1473 nucleotides. The record is from RefSeq and is a predicted model, not a curated record. Lineage: Eukaryota; Metazoa; Chordata; Mammalia; Primates; Cebidae.
AUGCAGCCCCCCGCGAACGGCAGCAGCGCGGGCCCCGACAACGCGACGCUGGAGAUGCUGCGCGACCCGGCCAUCGCCGUGGCCCUCCCCGCCGUGUACUCGCUGGUGGCGCUGGUCAGCAUCCCGGGGAACCUGUUCUCGCUGUGGGUGCUGUGCCGGCGCAUCGGGCCGCGCUCCCCGUCCGUCAUCUUCAUGAUCAACCUGAGCGUCACCGACCUGAUGCUGGCGGCCGUGCUGCCGUUCCAGAUCUACUACCACUGCAACCGCCACCACUGGGUGUUCGGGGUGCUGCUGUGCAACGUGGUCACGGUGGCCUUCUACGCCAACAUGUACUCCAGCAUCCUCACCAUGACCUUCAUCAGCGUGGAGCGCUUCCUGGGCGUCCUGUACCCGCUCAGCUCCAAGCGCUGGAGGCGCCGCCGUUACGCGGUGGCCGCGUGCGCCGGGACCUGGCUGCUGCUGCUGGCCGCGCUCUCUCCCCUGGCGCGCACGGACCUCACGUACCCGGUGCGCGCCCUGGGCAUCGUGACCUGCUUCGACGUCCUCAAGUGGUCGAUGCUCCCCAACCUGGCCAUGUGGGCGCUGUUCCUCUUCACCAUCUUCAUCCUCCUGUUCCUCAUCCCGUUCCUGGUCACCGUGGCCUGCUACACGGCCACCAUCCUGAAGCUGCUGCGCACGGACGAGGCGCACGGCCUGGGGCAGCGGAGGCGCGCGGUGGGCCUGGCCGCGGUGGUCCUGCUGGCCUUCGUCACCUGCUUCGCCCCCAACAACUUCGUGCUCCUGGCGCACAUCGUGGGGCGUCUCUUCUACGACAGGAGCUACUACCACAUCUACAAGCUCACGCUGUGUCUCAGCUGCCUCAACAACUGCCUGGACCCCUUCGUGUAUUACUUCGCGUCCCGGGAAUUCCAGCUGCGCCUCCGCGAGUACCUGGGAUGCGCCUGGGUGCCCUCAGACCCGCUGGACGCUCGCCCAGAGAGCUUCUUCUCCGCCAGGACCACGUCUGUGCGCUCCGAGGCCGGCGCGCGCACAGAGGGACCCGAGGGAGCCUCCAGGCCCAGCCUCAAGAGGCAGGAGAGCGAGUUCUGAGUCCUGGGGCGCAGCUUAGAGAGCCGGGGGAAGCAGCUUGGAGAGCCUGGGGCGCAGCCUGGAGGGCCGGGAACGCAGCUUAGGGGGCCGAGUGCGCAGCUUGGAGAGCCGGGGGAAGCAGCUUGGAGAGCCAGGGGCGCAGCUUGGAGAGCCAGGCACAUGGAGAGCCAGGGCGCAUGGAGACGCCACGGUCCUCGAGUUUCAGAGAGGGCAGGAGCAUCCUUCCCAGGCACCGCAGAGGCAUCGGUGGGGAACACGGAAGGGUCUCCAGGCUGCGUUCCUUCCAGGCAGUGCGGAGGCGCGCGGUGGGCCUGGCCGGGGUGGUCCUGCUGGCCUUCAUCGUCGCCUUCUUUGCCCUUAACAACUUCGUGCUACUGGCGGACG